Messenger RNA from Chara braunii, 830 nucleotides. NCBI's taxonomy places the organism in Eukaryota, Viridiplantae, Streptophyta, Charophyceae, Charales, Characeae. The record is from the annotation of a GenBank genome assembly.
GCCACGUCAACAGACCACGUUAGCAGGACACGUCAGCAGGCUACGUAAGUACGUCAGCAGACCACGUCAGCAGGACACGUCAGCAUUGCCACGUCAGCAGCAAGGGAUACCACAUCAACAGGCACCGGUCUGGCCUAUGCUCUUGCGUUCACAGACAACAGUCAUGGACCAGAAGGCCGGGGAAACAGACGAGGCCUAUCAGGCCCGCAUGUUAGCCUGGAGUACCGAGACAAAGAAGCGAGCAGAUGACGCUGCCGCAGCAGCCAAGAAAAGGGCAGAGGAUGCCGAGCAGGCGCGUCCGCUGGCCGUGCAACAACAGCGCCAGCACGACGAGGCAGCAGCAAGGGCUGCCGACGAAGAAUGGACACAGCGUCGUGAGAAGAUAUUCACUGGAGAGCGGGCAUUACUUACCAUGGCAGCAGAAUGGCGAAGCGAGGCCGAGAAUAGCCAGUUGGCGGACAGCGCAAACAAGAUAGCGCUCCUCCUCUCGCAUCUCACGGAUCUCCUGGCAACCUGCAUUACACAGCAGGCGGAGAUCCUUGGUCUCGACAACUCGGUAGCUCAACUCCAAGAUCGCCUUCAGCGGGUGGAGCAGCGACCAGUCGCCGCCGCCGACGCAGGCUCUUCCAAUACUGCCGACCGCCUCACCGCAUUGGAGAUGCACGUCGGCUCCCUCUAGGAUGGCGCACAGUUACAGCAGACCGCGACGCAACAAUUGCAGCAGCGGAUCUGCACUACCGCCACUACCUCGAGUUCGGAGCCGCGCGAGACAGCUCCCAAGUUCGAUGGGCAGGAGAUCUUCCACGACUCAAUCAAGACAGAUCCAAUUC